CGAAGAAGUAAUCCCUGUAAUAUGAUUUUGAAAGCGGAGGAGGGAGACUUAAAGACUUUGAUUGAUUGAUUUAUAAAAGGAACCCUAAGUUUCCGAACUUUGUCCGUCGCCGUCUGAAAACUCUGUAGCUCUCUCACUUCAGCUUUCCAAUUAAAGGGAACAAAGCUUUGAUUUUUGCCGCAGUCAGAAGCAUUACUUUGCAAGAACAAGUGUGUAAACAAAGAUGAGGAGCUCCCAAAACGGCGGCGCAAUGGGUGGACGAGCUGCCGGAACCGGCGGAGGAGGACCGUCGGCUCCAGUUGACAAAGAAGUUGACUACGCUCAGUACUUCUGUACUUACUCCUUCCUAUACCACCAGAAGGAUAUGCUCUCCGACCGUGUCCGUAUGGAUGCUUACUUCAACGCCGUCUUCCAGAACAAACAUCACUUUGAGGGCAAGACUGUUUUAGACGUGGGCACCGGGAGUGGAAUUCUUGCAAUUUGGUCAGCUCAAGCUGGUGCCAGGAAGGUUUAUGCCGUUGAAGCUACUAAGAUGGCUGAUCAUGCUCGUGCCCUUGUCAAAGCCAAUAACCUUGACCAUAUUGUAGAAGUCAUUGAAGGAUCUGUCGAGGAUAUUUCAUUGCCUGAGAAAGUUGAUGUAAUUAUCUCGGAGUGGAUGGGAUACUUCCUUCUGCGGGAGUCCAUGUUUGAUUCUGUGAUUAGUGCUCGUGACCGAUGGUUAAAGCCAACAGGUGUCAUGUACCCUAGUCAUGCUCGCAUGUGGCUUGCACCCAUCAAGUCCAAUAUAGCAGAUCGGAAGAGGAAUGAUUUCGAUGGGGCAAUGGCAGACUGGCAUAACUUUUCGGAUGAGAUCAAAAGUUACUAUGGGGUUGAUAUGGGAGUUUUAACAAAACCUUUUGCUGAAGAGCAAGAAAAGUAUUACAUACAGACUGCUAUGUGGAAUGACUUGAAUCCACAACAAAUCAUAGGCACUCCCACAAUUGUCAAGGAGAUGGAUUGUUUGACAGCAUCUGUCAGUGAAAUCGAGGAAGUCAGAUCAAAUGUAACGUCAGUUAUCAAUAUGGAGCAUACAAGGCUAUGUGGUUUUGGUGGAUGGUUCGAUGUUCAGUUCUCGGGGAGAAAAGAAGACCCCGCACAGCAAGAAAUCGAGUUGACCACAGCUCCAAGUGAGCAGCACUGCACGCACUGGGGACAACAGGUUUUCAUUAUGUCGAAUCCUAUAAAUGUUGAGGAAGGUGAUAAUCUGAAUCUUGGUUUGUUAAUGAGCCGGUCCAAGGAAAAUCACCGACUAAUGGAGAUUGAGCUUAACUGUGAAAUAAAAGAAGCAUCUGGUAACCCCAAAGAAUCUUUCAAGAAGACUUACUUCAUAGAGUGAUUGAUUGAUUAUAGAGAAGCUUUCCUUGGGGCUUGCUGGUUCUUGUAUCCCAUGUAUGAACCCCAAAUGUAAUGUUUUAUUGCUUCUUGCCUUUUUUUUCUAUGUAAACGAGAUUGUUAUACCAAUUUUCAAUAGAUUUUUAUAUGGGUGAUAUAAUUUAUUAUUUUUGGUAUUUGAUUAAACAUCCAAAAAUUUCUUCGGUAUUAAUUUUGAAGAGAUUUUUUUUCUGUGAAGAUUGUUUAACUUUUUUG
Molecule: messenger RNA, 1626 nt
Organism: Arabidopsis thaliana (thale cress)
Lineage: Eukaryota; Viridiplantae; Streptophyta; Magnoliopsida; Brassicales; Brassicaceae
Gene: PRMT10
Product: protein arginine methyltransferase 10
Exons: 7
Coding region: 224-1375 (383 amino acids)
Molecular function (GO): protein-arginine N-methyltransferase activity; protein-arginine omega-N asymmetric methyltransferase activity
Source: RefSeq, marked reviewed